This is a messenger RNA of Suillus clintonianus, 375 nucleotides long. RefSeq lists its product as uncharacterized. The record is from RefSeq and is a predicted model, not a curated record. Bases 1 to 375 code for a protein of 124 amino acids. Lineage: Eukaryota; Fungi; Basidiomycota; Agaricomycetes; Boletales; Suillaceae. The transcript is spliced from 5 exons.
AUGUCCUCCCCACGAUCCACCGAGAAUCCCCCCAAAGACGACCCGGAAGCACCACGCCCUCCUUCCAAGGUCGUUGAACCCACCAAAGUCGACACUGCACCACAACAAGCUUCCACUUCACCUGGUGACGGUAGUCACAUACCCGCGGACCAGAUACGCGAUCCCUCCGAAGUCGAUCGCAACGACCCCAAUAUCAACGUGGUCGAAAUCCCCGGAGAGAAAUUACCGCAUCCUUCCUUCAAAGAACAAGUGUUUGGUUAUGCCAAGGUCAUCCGCGGAACGGCUCUUGGUAAAGCGGACGUCAAGGAAAAGGGGGAACAAGUGUUGCGAGGCGAAGAAACGGUUCCGAAACGGCGAGGUUCGACUUCGAAUUGA